UACUCGCCUCCAUACAUUUACAUCUUACCUGCACGCAAACCCAUUCCACCCAUCCCACCAAGGACAAAUCAAAAAAGAAAUAUAAAGAAAAAUCAAAAAUCAGAAACGCGAACAAACCACCAUGGCCGACUUCUCCAAAACCCUCAUCGUCGCCAUCGUCGCCAGCAUCGUCGCCGUCAUCGCCGCGUUCGGGCUGAUAUACUACCUGGCGCUGAACUGGACGAAGCUGCUGCGCCGCGGCAAGCCCGACCCCUGGGACAAGGACGCCGAGAAGUCCUGGCCGAAACCGCGAAAAUCCGGCGAAGCCAACGUCUCCUUCUCCUCCUCGCCCGCCUCCUCGCCGCGAUCAUCUAGGAUGGGCGAUGAUCCUGUGACGGGAAGCAGCAGCAGCAGCAAGCUACAGGAACCUAUUAACGGCGGCGGGAGUGAGCCGAUAACGCCACCGCGUAAUGCCAAACUAUGAGGCGUUUCUGCCCCUCCCCCUUUUAUUUAUUUUUAUUUUUAUUUCAUCAUCAUCAUCAUCGUUGUUACUACUACUACCAUCACGACAUAUAAACUACGGCCUGCA
This is a messenger RNA of Hypoxylon fragiforme, 568 nucleotides long. RefSeq lists its product as uncharacterized. Lineage: Eukaryota; Fungi; Ascomycota; Sordariomycetes; Xylariales; Hypoxylaceae. The record is from RefSeq and is a predicted model, not a curated record. The transcript has a single exon. The coding region runs from base 122 to 463 and encodes 113 amino acids.